This is a messenger RNA of Trichomonas vaginalis G3, 3627 nucleotides long. Its product is annotated as regulatory-associateD protein of MTOR family. The transcript has a single exon. Gene Ontology annotation, biological process: regulation of autophagy; cellular response to starvation; positive regulation of cell growth. Gene Ontology annotation, cellular component: cytoplasm; TORC1 complex. The record is from RefSeq and is a predicted model, not a curated record. NCBI's taxonomy places the organism in Eukaryota, Parabasalia, Trichomonadida, Trichomonadidae. Gene Ontology annotation, molecular function: protein binding; protein-macromolecule adaptor activity. The coding region runs from base 1 to 3627 and encodes 1208 amino acids.
AUGAUGAGAAAGAGUUCCGCUGUUAAUUUCGUUAGCUUAGGGAAGAAAGUUAAUGAAUACAACUCCGGAAGUUCCGAUGGUGAAGGCCCAGACGAUAUCCCUCGAAACCUAAUGAAUCCGAUGAGAACUCAAUCUCAAGAAUUUACAGCCGAAGUUUCAAGUAUGCUUAAUGAGCACAAAAUCCUGUUAAACCCUCCAGACACUCCAAUGCACUGUAUUAGAGUAUCAGAUAAGGAAUAUUCAUUGGAAAAUUUCAGUUGCCCAACUACACCAAUUAAUUCUAUUCGAAUUGAGCCAAUCGAGUGUGUUGUUGUCAAUGUUGCACAUCUUGAACAGUUUCCAAAACCUAGUUCUGAUUUUGCAAAACAAAUUCCUUCAAUUUUCGCUUGGCAAAAUACAAACAAUUCUUUCUCUUCCGAAUAUCCUACAACUAUACAAACAUAUUUUAAGAACACUUAUCAUCAAAUUCGACAGAAAAUCAGAUUUUUCUUUUCAAUUGCUCCAAAUGCAGACAGAUUAAACAAUUUAUCGUCCAUCAGAUCAGAAGUUGUUAGCGGAAGAGUUUUAUUCCACUACAUUGGCUAUGGAUUUCCUGUAAUUAAAAAGAAUACAAUUUGGUGCUCUGAUAGACGUUCUACAGAGUUCAAACCUUACAAUAUAUCUGAUUUAUUCCGUAAUCUCAUGCCUCCUACCUGGUUUAUCUUCGAUUGUUCCAAUGCCGCCGUUGUUAUUCCUCAAUUUAAAGAAACAUCCGCAGAAUUGGCCGCUCGCGAUAACAACAAGAUCUGGGAGAACUGGGUUUGCAUCUGCGCAACCGAUGUAAACGAGCAGCUGCCAGACGAUCCAAGAUUACCAAAAGAUUUCCUUUCUUCCUGCAUUUUAUCACCUCUUAAGAUGGGCAUUGUCUGUCAUUUAUUACAGCACUACAGGACAAACCUUGUAGGAAACAAUUUCCCCACAGAAAUUCCCUGUGAUCAUUUAAUCCAAGAAAAACCAAAGGAACCCAACCAGUUGAUGCAAGCUCUUACCGCUAUUGCAGAUGCCAUCGCUUCCGAUGGUCUUCCUAAAGAUCUUUACCAUAGAAUUUUCAGAUGUGACAGAUCUUCAGCUGUUAUCUUCAGAUACGUUCUCUUUGCGCAGUAUCUUCUUCGUCCAUACCGUAUCCACCCCGUAACCCAUCCAGCUCUUCCAGAUCUUUCGAUGCAUCCUCUCUGGAAGCAAUGGAGCGUUCUUUUGGACAACGCGAUCUGUUCUGUAUCCAUCCAACGCAUAAACUUUACUUCGGACUUGUUUAAUUCCGUUGCCCAAAGUUUCGCGAUGAUUUUGAAGAACAAACAAUACAAUUUGAUCAGAUCCUACCACUUAACAUUGUUAUUCCACAUGUUCUAUGCUGACGAAGCUAAUUGCCAGAAGCCACUUCUUCUUUUCGCACAAUACGCAGCUUCUCCUGAGAUGAAUCCUGAAAGAUUUUGCAGCGCCAUUGUUUUUCACGCUUUGUUCGUGAAGAUGAUCGAAUGGAAUACUUCUGAUCCUGCAUUCCAUUCGAUCUGCUUCUUAGUUCUCACGCUGCUUUACCACAAACCGGAUUUCGCAACCGAAAUCAGGAAAGACAAAGAUCCUUCUCAAUUUCCGAACAUCAUUUUUGACACUUCAUUGAAUGAGUCGACCAGAACCAUUGUAGCGGCCAUUGUCGCGACAUUGGCUAUCUGCAACGAAGCUCUUCAACAAGUGUGCACAUCCCUCGAGUUCCUUUCCAAAGUUCGUGUAGAACUCGGCCGUGCUUCUCCAUUAUUAGCAACAUGGUUACUUUUAAUUGUCAGGAGAGCUUUUCACUUGUAUUCUCCUGAUCCAACUGUUUACGUGUCAAAUGGUUUACACGUACAAUGUUCCAUUCAUUUGUUCUCUCCUUCUCCUGCAGUGAGAGUUGCUGCUCUUUCUGCUUUGGCCUGUUUCUUGAGACCAUUUGAAUGCAAUGUCAAUGGACAAUUGUUGUUUUUGGCAUUGCCUGUUAUAGCUGAUGCUUCUUAUUUAGUUAGAUUCCAUUUCGUUCUUCUCUUGAAGAAGUUCGUCACUUCGUUUGAGAACUACUCAGAAAGUGUGAUUGUUAACUCAAAUUUCGUUUUCCAGGCAAAUUCUUUCGACCAAACUGUGAAGAGUUGUUUUGGCCAGAAAUACAAUUUGAGUUUAUUCGACAAACCUAAUGGGUUGUUCUUCCAAGCUGUUGACGACAAUGUCCACAUGAAACAGUUCAUCAACCGCGCAUACGCAAUUGCAAUGUCUUUGUUGAACCAAUACGCGGAAGAUCCUCAUCCAAGUGUUUCUAGUUUGGCAACAAGAGUUUUGAAGUAUAUUUUGCGUUCAAGAAAAGAAUACAAUGAUGCAAACAAGAACGAGGAUUUCAGUUCAGGGCCAUCUUCAUUCAAAGGCGAACAUUUCAUUGGCGGAGUGAUGAGUUAUGGUGGCGAAGAUGCUGAAGAAUUCGAAGAAGAACAUUUUUCAUUCGCAAAUAUCGAUCAGAACGAAUCUCUCCAUGAAAUUUGUUUGCACGAUUUAGUUGACAGAAGAGAAUGGCAAGCGCCAACACAACCUGCUAAGCCUGCUCCUUCCAACCAGAAGAAAUCAUUACCACCUGCUUCGAUGGAGACAAUCACGAGGUCAAUGACAUUCACGCAAACAACGGAAGUCAAGUUAUGUGAUGAAGAAAUCACGAAAAUUUGUUUCGACAAGGACAGUUUAGGUGUUUCUUGUUCAACGAAGAAACAAGUUUUCUUCAUCCACGAUCAAAAGAAAUCAUCAAUCACAGUGAAUCGUGGAUAUAUCACAGACUUACAUGUUGUUGAAUGGCGUGGAUAUCCAGAGAUUCUCUUCGCAACAUCAGACAGAUGCAUUCAUCUUUGGACACCUCCUAAUGAAACAUUGAGUUGCACUUUCUGUUGCCAGCCACGUCUCGCGAAGAAGAUUGAUGAAAACAGUGAAGAAGAAUCAUCAGAUGAUGAAGAUUCCUUCAAUGAAAAUGUCUUGAUCGCUGUUGCAAAUGAACCAUUCGUUGUUUACACGACAUGUAAUUCUGUUGUUCACAAAUGGGACAUGAAAUCAUUGAAGAUCAGCUCAGUUGUUGACACAGGAGCACAGACAUGCACAACAUCAAUUAACUGCCAUCCACACAAAUCAAAUCAUUUCGUCAGUGGCUGCGAAAAUGGUGUUGUCAGAGAAAUUGAAGCAACGAAAGAUGGAUCGAAUUUCGACUUAGUUUUGGCACCACAUCCGAAAUUGCCAGUUUUGGGAGUCCAAUAUUGGAAUGACAUGAUCACUAAAAAUACAAAAUUCUUCGUUGCUUCUGCAGGAGGAUUCGUUGACAUGUGGGAUGAUUCUGUACAAGAGAAGUUGAUUAAUCCUGUCUGGAAGAAGGAUGAAAAACUGUUUUCUUUCGCAGCGCAUCCUUUGUAUCCUUUGUUGAUCAUGAGUCCGGAAGAUAAGUCUCCUUUCAUUAUUGACCACUCUGGAAACGUUUUGGCUAAUUUCACAAAGGUUACUGGAAAGACUGUUUGCGCUUUCCAUCUUUUGUUGCCUCUUUUCGGAUUGGGAACACAAAAUGGAACUAUCUAUGUUUACCAAAUGUCUCCAUAA